Xiphophorus couchianus (Monterrey platyfish) is the source of this 892-nucleotide messenger RNA. RefSeq names its product endonuclease domain-containing 1 protein-like. The transcript is spliced from 3 exons. The record is from RefSeq and is a predicted model, not a curated record. NCBI's taxonomy places the organism in Eukaryota, Metazoa, Chordata, Actinopteri, Cyprinodontiformes, Poeciliidae. The coding region runs from base 337 to 837 and encodes 166 amino acids.
UGGGCUAAAUCCAGACCGAUGAACACAUCCGUUACCCAGAGACUGCAUAUAAAUACAAACUUUAUAUUUUCUCCUCUACGGAGUCUCAUUUGGGACAUUUCUUUGACGUUUGGACCAACAACGUUUCACCAGACGGUCGGGGAAAAUUACAAACACGAGACAUGCAGCAGGUUUCAGAGAAAACUAAAGUUAAUUUCCAGGUAUCUCAAACAUCCGACCACUCACUCUGUCAUGCGAGUGAGCCACGACUUCCUGUCAUGUUUUAGGAACUCAGAUUUAUUUCUUCAUUAAAGGGAACAGAGACAUCGUUACACAUUCUGGUAAAAAGCGAAGGUCAUGACGUCUCAGCAGGUUUGGUGUUUCCUGCCAACUACAGCUCUUCUCUUCUUCCUGUCCGUACAAACAUUUGCUGAAGUGAUGGAGUCGGUGUCGGACUGUGACCGCUUCUUUCUUGACCAAACGCCACCGCAUGUUCCUGACAUCCUGGAGGGCGGGAGGAUCCUCGAUCAGAACCAGUACAAGCUCAUUUGCCAGACCUACGGGCAACAAAGGAGAUUUGUGACGCUUUACGAUGUGCAGAACCGGAUUCCGGUGUUUUCCGCUUUCAAGUUCACUGGAGGAGUUCCCAUAGGAAGACCCAAGAGCGUUUGGAUGAUAGAACCUCAGCUGGAGAACCCAAAUAGAGUCAAGAGGAUGAUCCCCGGAGAUACGAACAGAACCUACAACCACCAGGCCGGCGAUGUGGAUUACAGAUCCAACAGAACAUUUGACUGGGGUCACAUAUUUCUAGUUCCUACGCCUCAACCAAAGCGGACAAAGAGUCGACUUUCACCUUGACGAACGUUGUUCCCCAAGCGGAGUCCUUCAACAAAGGCAGCUGGAACAAUAUGGA